GUGUCGGUACCUCCGGUCGCUGACGAUGGCAGUACCCGCGGCGAGGGGUAUAAGGGCAGCGAAUGACGGCCAGGACGACCUGCCUCCAACACGGACGACGACUGGACGAAGCAGAAGACGAACGAACGACGAUCCUUCUCGAUCACCAGGUCCCUCGCACGCGCAUACCGGUUACCCACUGCCCCGCAUCGCCGCGCUUUUGACUUGCUUCGCACCUCCAUCAUCUACCAGUAAACCUUCACCAUGCCCACCAGCAAGACCAUCGUGCUCAACGAGCGACCGGCGAAGGACAUCGACCCGCAGCGGACGUUCAGGCAGGAGACGCGGACUGUGGGCGAGCCAGGGAAGGGGGAGGUUCUGGUGAAGGUCACUUGGCUCUCGCUUGACCCCGCUAUGCGCGGCUGGCUCAACAAUACGCGCAGCUAUCUGCCCCCUGUCCAAAUUGGCGAGACUAUGCGCUCCGGAGGCCUCGGUGUCAUUGUCAAGGCAGGCGAGGGUGUCAAGCUCGCGGUCGGUGACGCCGUUCAGUGCUCGCCAGGCUGGACCGAGUACGCCAUCUUGAAGGCGGACACAUGCACCAAGAUCGAGCUCCCCAAGGGCGCGCAGGUCCUCGACUACCUCAACACGCUCGGCAUGCCUGGGAUGACCGCGUACUUUGGCCUCAAAGACGUCGGCAAACUCAAGGCUGGCGAGAAGCUCCUCGUCUCGGGCGCCGCAGGUGCCGUCGGCUCGCUCGUAUGCCAGCUCGGCACGAGCAUGGGCGCGGAGGUGUACGCCAUUGCUGGCGCGGACGACAAGUGCAAGUGGUUGGAGGGCGAGUUGGGGGUGAAGAAGGCGAUCAACUACAAGGCGGCAAACUUCAAGGAGCAGUUGAGAAGUAUCGGGUACAUUGAUGUGUACUUUGACAAUGUUGGAGGCGAGAUCCUCGACAUGGUCCUCCUGCAGCUGAACCUGCACGCACGAAUUGCCUUCUGUGGCGCGAUCUCUGGCUAUAACGACAAACCCCGCCCGCUCCAAAACUACCUCACCCUCAUCGCCAUGCGCGCGAAGCUCGAGGGCUUCAUCGUUUUCGACUACGCCAAGCAGUUCGCCGCCGCGCGCGCGGAGCUCGCCGAGGGGCUCGCGUCGGGGAAGAUCAAGCGCAAGUUCCACGUUGUGGAGGGGCUGGAGAAGUGCCCGGAGGCGGUGACGAUGCUGUUUAGUGGGGGGAAUACGGGGAAGUUGGUGGUGAAGGUGGCGGAUGAGGCUACGGCGAAGCUGUAACUUGGGUUGACCACUCAAAUGUAAGUCAUAUAGGUCCGGAGGUUCGACAUAUGUAUUUGUACUCGAUGGGCACAGGACUUUGCAUGAAAUCCUCGGGCUUGACGGAAGCGUGUACGGCGACUUGCAGAGCUUUGACCCGGAUGGCGUUGUGCUCGUUCACUUGAGCAGCAUGACAUCCAAGAAGUCACCAUCUAAUGAUACAGGGGACCCUACUAUUACACUGAGAACAGGAUAGAACAGAACAAAACAAACAGAACGAAACGAAGCAUGCAUAACCGUACCAGCGGCGUCCAGAUCGUAACAACCGCUACCGGAGCGGCGAAUCGUUCAUUCGUAAGCGGGCGGUUGCUGCUGCUGACGUGCCCCGUGCCCGCGCGGGUGCUUGGUCGUU
Schizophyllum commune H4-8 is the source of this 1654-nucleotide messenger RNA. Its product is annotated as NAD(P)-binding protein. NCBI's taxonomy places the organism in Eukaryota, Fungi, Basidiomycota, Agaricomycetes, Agaricales, Schizophyllaceae. The record is from RefSeq and is a predicted model, not a curated record. The transcript has 8 exons. Gene Ontology annotation, molecular function: oxidoreductase activity, acting on the CH-CH group of donors, NAD or NADP as acceptor. Bases 244 to 1263 code for a protein of 339 amino acids.